UGGCGCGAGACAUCGUGAAUCAUAUUAAUAACAACAAAUGGAGCGAUGAAUAUACAGUUAUAUCUCAAUGAGCAGGAGCGAAAUUUAAUGUUUGUGGAUAUUGAUGUGGAGCCUCUGGAUGUUCAACCAACUUUCACAACUGCUUAAUCUAAAAUAUAAUCUGGAAGUUUGUUGAAUCGGCAUUUCCGUUAGAAGAACCGACUAUCUUUCCUAUGUCGGUUUCUCAUCAGACAUCAGUGGUCAGCACCCCCCUUCCCCUGCCUGCCCACUUCUAUCACGCCCAGCAGUCCUUCUCCCUGAAGAAACGCAGACAGCCCUUCUCUUCCUCCACAUCAUCAUCCUCACUGUCCCCGCCCCGACCGCUCUCUUUUUCUUCACCACCGCGGCCCCCAUCUAAAGGAUGCCCCCCAGUCAGUCGGGUGUUUGCCCACCGCCCUGCCCCCUGGACGCCCCUGUCACACUCUCUUAUAGAGUCUCCCCCUCCUCGCUCUGUGUAUGACCCAUGUCGACCGCAGCCAUUCUUCAGCCAGUGUUUUAUCAACCUGGGCCUUAUUGGACGAGGCUCCUUUGGUGAAGUGUUCAAGGUGGAGAGUCUUGCUGAUGGCUGCCAGUAUGCUGUCAAGCGUUCAGUGCAGCGUUUCCGUGGUGAAGGUGAGCGAGCCAGGAGCAUAAAUGAAGCUCGUAAUCAUGAAGGAUUGCAUUCUCACCCUCAUGUGCUGGGCUUCAUUGCUGCCUGGGAGGAGGCCGGUCACCUGUACAUUCAGACUGAACUCUGCUGCACCAGUCUACUGCUAUACGCUGAAGAACAGCCUUCACACACUGGUGAGGCGUGUGCCUGGACAUACCUGUGCGACAUGCUCUCAGCACUCGAGCACCUGCACACUCAAGGGUUUGCCCACCUGGACAUCAAACCAGCAAACGUUUUCCUCACCAAGUCUGGACGCCUCAAACUUGGAGACUUUGGCUUGUUGCUCAAGCUUUCCACAGAUGCCCAAACACAAGGGAUAGAGAUAGAGAAAGAAACGGGGAGAGAGCAGGAGGAUUUACAGGAAGGAGACCCCAGAUACAUGGCCCCAGAGCUACUCAGAGGAGAGUAUGGGUCAGCCGCAGACAUCUUCAGUUUGGGAGUGUCUAUUCUGGAGUUGGCUUGUAACAUUGAGGUUCCUAAAGGAGGAGAUGGAUGGCAGCAGCUCAGACAGGGACACUUACCAGCUGAAUUCACCAAUGCACUGUCAGCAGACUUGCAGUAUGUACUACGGCUCAUGCUGACCCCAGAGCCCUGCGACAGAGUCACGGCACAGCAGCUGCUUUCACUGCCCUCAGUGUGCAAACACAAGUGGAGACGACAGCUGUCUCUCUGCGCCAUCGAGAGCUUCCUGUCCCUAUUCCACUUCUGUCAAUCCCUCCUGAUGGCCGGUUGGAGAUUUCUAUCCUCCCUCAAUGUGCCGUUUAUUCCUCUCUUCGCCUCCUCUCCCCCCUGCACUCCUCCCAGAGAGAGAGGGGACAGAGACAUUGAUGUGAGCAACAUUCACUCUGACUCCGACAGUCCCACUCAUCACAGUGUGUUCAUAACAGAAGACCACCAACACUCUCCAACCUUCUCACACAGAGUCCAAGCGAGGUUAUCUGUGAGCAGCACAUCUACUCCACUGGCACACACACCCACACACAUCAGUGCCAAACACACUCCCUCCAGCAUCCACUCAAGCAGUAGCCUGAGUCCCAUACACCACAAUUCUCAUCACAGUCUCAUCACAGACUCGCCACACAGCCGCAGCUCUAGCUGGAUCCGCACUGAAGCAGCCAAUAAAAGCAUCUUUGAGCCGAAGAACUUGCUUAGUCUCUUUGAUGAGACAACACUAGACGACGAGUGCUAGUAUACAUCAUUAGCUGUAUAGAGAUUCAAUAUUUAAUAUCAGUUUAGUUUGCCUUGUCUUGGUGCCAUUUUUUUUUUCGAUAUGAGCUAUUUAUGUGGGCAAACAUUUAAAGGCAUGUUUAGACCUGAUUUUGGGUUUAUUUUUUUAUGUAUCACUAGUUAGUCAUCCUUUGCUAUAUGUCUGAAGACUUCAGAUUGAUGUAUAUCAUUAAGAGAAAAAUAUAUACUGAUAUAUACUCUUUAAAUUGUGCUUGUAAGUAUUUAGUGAAAUGUUGGUACUUUUCA
Xyrauchen texanus (razorback sucker) is the source of this 2161-nucleotide messenger RNA. It is a transcript of the gene pkmyt1, whose product is annotated as protein kinase, membrane associated tyrosine/threonine 1. The transcript has 8 exons. The coding region runs from base 213 to 1877 and encodes 554 amino acids. The record is from RefSeq and is a predicted model, not a curated record. Gene Ontology annotation, molecular function: ATP binding; protein kinase activity. NCBI's taxonomy places the organism in Eukaryota, Metazoa, Chordata, Actinopteri, Cypriniformes, Catostomidae. Gene Ontology annotation, biological process: protein phosphorylation.